Messenger RNA from Cuscuta epithymum, 1446 nucleotides. NCBI's taxonomy places the organism in Eukaryota, Viridiplantae, Streptophyta, Magnoliopsida, Solanales, Convolvulaceae. The record is from the annotation of a GenBank genome assembly.
AUUUGAGGUUUUAUGGCAUACAUUGUUUACCAACCAAGACAAGAAGCUUCAGUUAUUGACGAUAUCCAAGAGGGUGAAGCAUCAGAAUUGUGAUUGAACAGAUCCGGGACGCUGAAGAUGCCAUCCAUGUGUCUGCUUCCGAUUUAUUUCGAUGUAGGGUUGGAGGAUGAGGCGGAGGCGCUUGACGAGGAGCGGAGUUCUGAGGAGGGCGAUGGUUCACCACUUCAGAAGAGGGCUAAGACAGAAGACGAGGAAAGCGAUAGCGAUGAUUUUAAUGGGCCGACCCUGACGGAAGAGCAGAUGGAGUUAUUCUUAUCUUACCAGGAUCACGUUCGGAAGUAUCAUGGUUUUCAUGUGGAUAUGAGUUUAUGGCCGGAUGGUGUUGGUAUCGUUGGUGGAAUUGAGCCUGUGGACAUUGAGAACGAUGCAACCGAAAAAGCUGAGGUUUAUGAGGCAGCUCGUCGUGCAAUAAAGAUGCACAAACUCGAGAACCCCGAGAGUCCAGAGCUGGAACUUGUACGGGUUAUUCGAGCCAACACAAAUUACUACGCUCUUUUCAUAACCAUGGUGGUUAAAGACGUGGCUUCGGAAAAAGAGGCAAAUUAUCAAGCACUCGCCAACUACUGGGCAAGAAAAGACGGAUCGGUCUAUUUUCGAUUGUUCUUCUUAAGGCCAGAACCAAAACAACAUAGAAUGGAAGAUGUGUAACAGCUGCAGGGCAUUUGCAUUUGAGGUGAUUGAUAAAAACUGUAGAGCAUAUGCUGUUGACCUUGUGGAACGCAAAUGUAGUUGCAGAGAGUUUCAACUAGAAGAUUUUGUCUGUGUGCACGCGGGUAGCAGCUAUAUGUAACCGUAAUGGGCUGUCUUGUUACGACCACGUUUCAAGUUACUAUAGUAGCGAGUCAUGGGUAGAAGCACAUAAGGGUUCUGUCCCGCCCUUAGGUUCAUAUUCUCUGUAUGAUGCUCCAGUGGGAAUUAGAAAUUGGGUGGUUAAAUCACCAAUAUCAGAUAAACGUGCAGCGGGGAGGCCGAAAAAGAAAAGGAUUCCCUCAACAGGUGAAUUUCUAAAGAAGCAAAAAUGUGGAAGGUGUAAGGAGCAAGGUCAUAACCAAAAGACAUGCAACAACCCAAUACCAAGGCAUCAUUGAACUUUUAAGCUUUGUUUUUUUUACUUUGAGUUUGGAAAAUUUUGGAGAUAAAUAAUGUUAGCAAUAGCAGUGAUUCGGUUGUUCUGGAAACAAAUUUUUAUGUGUGAGUGAAAAUGAAUAAAUUAUUUUGGUCAAUUUUGAGUGCUCAUUGAUGACCACCAAUUCAGUAAUUACUUGUUUAGUAAAUAAGGAAGUCCCAGUAAGUUGUUUUUAUUUUGUUAUGUAUUCAUGAAAUUGGCUUUGUACAUGGGGAAGUAGUAGGUCUGUGAUGGCACAGUUAGUAGAUGGUAUUGUUAGU